AUUUUUCUAGGCAAAAAAAAAAAGAAUUUCACUUGUAUUUUGGGUGUUGAGGGAAAGUUUUUUUUGUUUGUUUGUAGUUCUGACCAUGGUAGUGAUAAUGAUGAUGAUGAUGAUGAUGAUGAUAAUGACGAUAGUGGGUAUCGUCGAUCGAACAGGUAUAUUCAGCAAUAUAGACCCAACGAUUUACAGGGUUUUUUUUUGUAAAUUACUUUGGCCCAGUUUUGUUUUGAUAUUCCAACAUUUCAAAAUCAAAAUCAACUUUAGCCAAAAAAAAACAAAAAUCUUAAUUUCAGUUGAAAUUGAAUUGUGAUUUUGACCAUUGAAAAAUAUUGAAAAGCAUUGAAGAAAGCACGAAAAAUGAUGAUGUUUUCGAAAAAAUUUCCACUAUCAACAUCCGAUAUCAUUUCGGUUAUCAUUAUUAUUAUGAUUAUAAGUGAUCAAAAUCGUUCAAUUCAGGCAUUAUCAUUUCCAACGAUAAUUAAUCCAUUAAGCUGGUAUUAUUGGUCACCAUUAAAUAACAGUAGUAUGAAUGAUCCAAAUUUAAGUACAAAUCAUAUGAACAUGUCAAAAUAUCUACAGAUAUUACAAUCAAUUUUUCCGAAAAAUAUUUCCACUUUUUCAUCAUCAUCGUCAUCAUCAUCAUCGAUGGUACCAGAUUUAACAACGGCAACAACAACAACAACAUCGACAAUGGAUAUUAAACAACCGGAAUCGAUCAAAAUAGGAAAAGAUUUCGAAACAACAAUGAUACCAUUGUGGCCACAAUCAACAACAACAACAACAGCAAAACCAUUUUUUAUAUCUAACAAUGUAGAUGAUGAUAAUUUAAUUAUCUACAAUAAUUAUCGACAAGCGGAAAAUCUCGAAACAACAACAACAACAACAAUAAUGCCGAUGGAUAUGACUACUGCUGAUAAUUAUAUGACCGAAAAAUCACAUCCACAAAUCGUAUUCAAUGAUGAUGAUGAUGAUAAGCAAAAAAUAACAAUCGAAUCAAUGAUGCCUACAACAAUAAUUGCCAAUAAUGAAAUUAUUGAACAAAAUGAUAGUACGACUAUUUCGACUAUGACUAUGAAUAAUAAUGAUGAUUUUGAUAAUCAAAAUAUUUAUCAUUUUAAACUUUAUGAUGAUGAUGAUGAUGAUGGUGGGAAUGGUAAAACAACAGAGAAUGUGGAUCGUAUGGCUACAACAAAUAAUCCGAUUGAAACAACCAGAACAACAACAACAACAAUGGAUGAAGUUUUUCAAGAAAAUGUACCAGAAAUGAUAAUAAAAAUCAUUGAACCAAUAAUCAAUAUGACAAUAACACGGAUGGAUGAUAGUGAUGAUCAAUUCAAUGAUGAUGAUGAUAACAAUGAACACAUGAUACGAAUGAAACAAUUAUUACAGGUUUUUGGUGGAAAAUAUUGGCAACCAACAACAACAUCAACAACAACCGGCAUUCCAAUCAAUGAUGAAACAAUAAUCAAUAGUCGAUCAAUGGAUGAACAACAAUCAUUACAAUCGACAACAAUCAAUAAUAUGGAAAUCGAAACGACAACAACGAUAAAACCAUCAUUGGAUGAAACAAGCACUAAUAAUAAUAAUGAUCAACAACAACAACAACAAUCAAUAAUCAAAAUGGUCGAACCACGUCUAUUAUUAUCGAAUAAUGGAAAUGAUAUUAAUCAUUUUAUACAAGAUUUUCAUGAUGCAUAUUAUUCAAAUUCAGCUAUAUUUGAUGAUCUUAUGAAAAGAUAUUCAAUAUUUGAACGUACAAAUCGUGCCAUGAAUCAUUUUAAUAAUAAUAAUCUUGAUGAAAUUAUUGCCUAUCAACAACAACAACAACAACAACAACAAAAUGAACAACAAAAAGAUUUAGAAUUUUCUGCCAAUGAUAUUACAGCAAUUAAUCGUGCAUUUUUUCGAUUCAAUAUUGACAAUAAUCAUCAACAUAUGCCAAUAAUUCGUUGAUUGAUGAAAAAAAAAGUAAUUUCAAAAACAAAUAACACACAAA
Molecule: messenger RNA, 1996 nt
Organism: Dermatophagoides pteronyssinus (European house dust mite)
Lineage: Eukaryota; Metazoa; Arthropoda; Arachnida; Sarcoptiformes; Pyroglyphidae
Source: RefSeq, a predicted model, not a curated record